Molecule: messenger RNA, 696 nt
Organism: Lathyrus oleraceus (garden pea)
Lineage: Eukaryota; Viridiplantae; Streptophyta; Magnoliopsida; Fabales; Fabaceae
Exons: 2
Coding region: 1-696 (231 amino acids)
Biological process (GO): proteolysis
Molecular function (GO): aspartic-type endopeptidase activity
Source: RefSeq, a predicted model, not a curated record
AUGGCUGCUCAGAAUUCCCAGUUCCAAGAGGAAACAAUAAAUAAUCAUAGGGACAUGGCCGCUUCCAUCAAAAAUCUUAAAGGUCAGAUGGGUCAGAUAGCACAACAAAGAGUGACAAAGAAGGAUCCAAGAAAGAAAGGCUUUGAGAAAUUCUUCACAAUGUUCAAAAAGAUAGAGAGCAAUAUGCCUUUCUUUGAAGCACCCGAGCAAAUGCCAAUGUACAAAAAAUUCAUGAAAGAGGUAAUCGCUGAAAAGAGACCAAUAGGAGAUGGGUCGGUAGCUUUGAAUGAAACGUGUAAUGCAAUAUCACCAGGUAGGAGAAUUUCAAAUAAGCAGAAGGAUCCUGGAGCAGUCACAGUCCCAUGCACUAUAAAAGACAUAACUUUCAAGAAGGUACUGAUUGAUUCUGGAGUUAGUGUGAGUUUGAUGCCAUUGUCAAUCUACCAAAGGCUUGGUAUUGGAAAUGUCAGUGAUACAAGGACAAAUAUGAAGUUUGCAGAUCACUUCAUAAAGAAUGCAUAUGGGAUAGAAGAAGACGCACUGGUGAAAAUAGAGAAAUUUAGUUUUCUUAUUGAUUUUGUGAUCAUAGACAUACCUGAGGAUGAAGACACAUCUAUCAUUCUUGGUCGACCAUUCAUGCGGACAAGUCGAUGCAAUUUCGACAUAGACCACGAUACACUAACUUUAAAAGUUUAG